Molecule: messenger RNA, 897 nt
Organism: Pocillopora damicornis (cauliflower coral)
Lineage: Eukaryota; Metazoa; Cnidaria; Anthozoa; Scleractinia; Pocilloporidae
Product: UDP-N-acetylglucosamine transferase subunit ALG14
Biological process (GO): dolichol-linked oligosaccharide biosynthetic process
Cellular component (GO): UDP-N-acetylglucosamine transferase complex
Molecular function (GO): N-acetylglucosaminyldiphosphodolichol N-acetylglucosaminyltransferase activity
Source: RefSeq, a predicted model, not a curated record
AGCGGCAAUGCCCAUCUCGCUCUACCUAUUCACUCCUGCAAAAAUGUUCUACGUACUUUUUGUUGUGAUUCUUUUCUUAGUUCUCUUACUGAUACUUCGCACUGUAUAUGUGCUGAAGAAAAAAAGAAAUCAAGGUUCUUUGGACAGGAGAAAGUCAGCUAAAGUAAUGGUGGUUGCCGGCUCAGGUGGUCAUACUUCAGAGAUGCUCAGACUUAUGGGCUCACUGUCUUCUUGUUAUCAACCAAGGAUCUAUAUUGUUGCUGAGACUGAUAAAAUGAGUGAAGACAAGAUUAAUAGUUUUGAAAAAUCUAAGAAGAAGGAAGAUGAGGACAAAUCAGGGUUUAAAAUAGUUAAAAUUCCACGAAGUAGAGAAGUACGUCAAUCAUGGCUUUCUUCAAUCUUUACAACUUUGAAUGCCUUGACUUUUUCAUUUCCUGUUGUAUUGCAAGAGAAACCAGAUUUGAUUCUUUGUAAUGGUCCAGGAACAUGCAUUCCAAUUAAUGUAGCAGCAUUUGUGUUAAAAAUUUUUGGUGUAAGGGAUAUUACGAUGGUGUUUGUUGAGAGCAUUUGCAGAGUAAAGACAUUAUCACUAUCUGGGAAAAUCAUGUACUGCUUUGCAGAUUAUUUUAUUGUUCAAUGGCAACAGCUCCAGAUAAUUUUUCCCAAGUCCAUUUACCUUGGACGGCUGGUGUAGUAGUGUGAAGCCUUCAUUUAACUAAAGGCCGGGACUUGUGAUGACAGUACCAUACUUGUAACAGAAUUGUACAAAUUAAAUUAUAUUUAUAAGUUGCUUAAAAAUGGAAACUGUCAGUAGUAAAUUUAUUGGUGAAUUGUAAUAUUUGAAAAAGCUAAUACCAAUAGGGGAAAAUAAACUUAUGCUAAUGCUGUUGUACUUGA